AUGAUAUACCUGCCCGUGUGUGGAGACGACGGGAAAACAUACAGCAACGAAUGCCAAAUGAAGUGUUCUGGCGUGACCAAAGUGUCCGAUGGAGAGUGCCCGCCAACACCGUGUAUUUGUCCCAGGAUAUAUCUGCCCGUGUGUGGAGACGACGGGAAAACAUAUAGCAACGAAUGUGAAAUGAAUUGUUCGAGUGGCGUGACCAAAGUGUCCGAUGGAGAGUGCCCGCCAACACCGUGUAUUUGUCCCAGGAUAUAUCUGCCCGUGUGUGGAGACGACGGGAAAACAUAUAGCAACGAAUGUGAAAUGAAUUGUUCGUAA
Ylistrum balloti is the source of this 321-nucleotide messenger RNA. Its product is annotated as four-domain proteases inhibitor-like. Gene Ontology annotation, molecular function: protein binding. The transcript is spliced from 3 exons. NCBI's taxonomy places the organism in Eukaryota, Metazoa, Mollusca, Bivalvia, Pectinida, Pectinidae. The record is from RefSeq and is a predicted model, not a curated record. The coding region runs from base 1 to 321 and encodes 106 amino acids.